GACGCGGACGGCGCUCUCAUCAACAACGAAGCGAAGUGGAGAAAUGUCAAAAACAUACCGCUUGGAAGGAUGUUUUCACGAAAUAAGUUCUCCUAAAAUGCUAUAUCUCUUUUACCAGGGGUGGCGGUCUUAAACAAUACUAAGCAGGAGAAGACGGAACAGUAGCAGGUUUCUCCACAGAUAUUCCUCUUUUUUUUUUUACAUCAGAAGUAUCACACUCAAGAGGAUCCAUGUCUUUUCUUCGUUGGGUUACUGAAAAGUUGAGUGUGGAGAGCCUGCGGGAUUUGGAGUUAUUUGGAGGCCCAUGAGGACAGUCAGGAUAGUUUGACCUCCUUCCCACAUUGGGACACGAUGGGCAGCUUCCUCCCUGACAGCAGCGCCUAUGAGCUCCUGGCUGUUAUCGGCCGAGGCCUGGACGACCUGAUGACUGUGAACCUGGCUCGGUACAGACCCACCGGGGACCACGUGGCCAUCCGACGCAUUGACCUGGAGUCAUGCACUAAUGACAUGGUGACCUACCUGCAGGGUGAGCUGCAUGUGUCAAAGUUGUUCCACCACUCCAGUAUUCUGCCCUACAAGAGCGUCUUCAUAGCAGAGAAUGAGCUGUGGGUCAUCACACCCUUCAUGGCAUACGGGUCAGCCAGAGAUCUCAUCUGCACCCAUUUCACUGACGGCAUGAGUGAACUGACCAUCGCCUACAUUCUACUGGGCAUGCUCAGAGCUCUGGAGUACAUCCAUCACAUGGGAUACGUGCACAGGAGUGUGAAGGCCAGCCACGUGUUGAUCUCAGCAGACGGACAGGUGUGUAUGUCCGGUCUACGCAGCAUCUUCAGUCUGAUCCGUCACGGACAGAGGGCCAAAGUGGUUCACGACUUCCCCCAGUACAGUGUCAAGGUACUGCCGUGGCUGAGCCCAGAGGUUCUACAGCAGAACCUGCAUGGCUACGACUCUCGCUCAGACAUCUACAGCCUUGGAAUCACAGCCUGUGAACUAGCCAACGGACACGUGCCCUUCAAGGACAUGCCGGCCACACAGAUGCUGUUGGAAAAGCUGAACGGGACGGUGCCGUGUCUGCUGGACACCACCACCAUCCCACCAGAGGAACUCUCCAUGAAGCCUUCGCGUUCCGGGGCCGACUCUGGGAUCUGCGAGGGUCCCGGAGCUGGAGGGGUUCGCCACUCUAACGGAGACCCCUCCUCCACAUCAGGAGGACACCCCUACAACCGCACAUUCUCCCCACAUUUCCACGCAUUUGUAGAGCUGUGUCUGCAGAGGGAUCCGGAGAAGAGGCCGUCAGCGUCCACUCUAAUAGGACAUCCCUUCUUAAAGCAGAUCAAACGGCGGCCGUCAGAGGCGCUGCCCGAGCUGCUCCGACCCGUUUCCCCCAUCACCAGUUUCGAGGGCUCCCAGCCUCAGGACUCGCCGUCUGGACUGGCCAGUCUGGAGUCCGGUCUGAGCCACCUGGAGGUGGACGACUGGGACUUCUGACAGUGGAGGACGCUCAGAGGAUUCUAACGACUUUCUAAACCAAGGGUGUCAAAUGCUGCGUUUCUGCUACGUGGUACUGGCUCGACUCGACUCGGCCUUUUUAACGUUUCCAUUACGUAAAAGAACCUGGAAUCUGGUACCUGGUACU
Messenger RNA from Sphaeramia orbicularis (orbiculate cardinalfish), 1636 nucleotides. It is a transcript of the gene strada, whose product is annotated as STE20 related adaptor alpha. The transcript is spliced from 12 exons. The record is from RefSeq and is a predicted model, not a curated record. NCBI's taxonomy places the organism in Eukaryota, Metazoa, Chordata, Actinopteri, Kurtiformes, Apogonidae. Bases 352 to 1488 code for a protein of 378 amino acids. Gene Ontology annotation, cellular component: serine/threonine protein kinase complex. Gene Ontology annotation, biological process: protein export from nucleus; protein phosphorylation; activation of protein kinase activity. Gene Ontology annotation, molecular function: protein serine/threonine kinase activator activity; protein kinase activity; ATP binding.